CCCAAUUGAAAACUUCAUGUCAUGAUAUUCUGAGCUGAGCUUAUACAUGAGCUGAGCAACUCUGGGAUGGAAAGCCAGUGCAAGAUCGUUCAACUCCUCCAAACAACCGAGGGUCUGAUUGAAGAGCCUUUGAGACGGACAGCAGCCGAUGGGUGCAACAGUAGCAAUCCCAAACUUCCUUGCUCCAAGUUUCAGAUUAUUGUUGCUUACCCUUAAGUGCUUCUCAUACGCUUGGACCAGAGAAGCUAUGAACUUCUCCUUUGGUUGCUUGCUCUUUGAAUGGUAAUGCACAAAGAGGUCAUUGGCUCCAAUGCUGAUAAAGAACAAGGAUUUGGAGAGA
Linum tenue is the source of this 340-nucleotide messenger RNA. Lineage: Eukaryota; Viridiplantae; Streptophyta; Magnoliopsida; Malpighiales; Linaceae. The record is from the annotation of a GenBank genome assembly.